AUGACCGUGGUGUCCACAGAGAACAUGGACGAGACCUCCACCCUGCCGGGACACCCACAGGACCCCUACCCACCCGACGACGACCACGACGACCACGACUGCUGCGAGCGGGUGGUCAUCAACAUCUCAGGGCUGCGCUUUGAGACCCAGCUGAAGACUCUCGCUCAGUUCCCGGAUACUCUCCUGGGGAACCCCAAGAAGAGGAUGCGUUACUUUGACCCCUUAAGAAAUGAAUAUUUCUUUGACCGGAAUCGCCCGAGUUUCGACGCCAUCUUGUAUUAUUACCAGUCCGGGGGAAGACUAAGAAGACCGGUCAACGUGCCCCUGGAUAUGUUCUCAGAGGAGAUAAAGUUUUAUGAACUCGGCAUGGAGGCCAUGGAGAAGUUUCGAGAGGACGAGGGAUUUAUCCGGGAGGAGGAGCGGCCCCUGCCGGAGAAGGAGUUCCAGCGGCAGAUCUGGCUCCUCUUCGAGCACCCGGAGAGCUCGGGGCCCGCCCGGGGGAUCGCCAUCGUCUCAGUGAUGGUUAUUCUUAUUUCAAUAGUCAUAUUUUGUUUGGAGACGUUACCAGAACUGAAGGAGGAUCCCAGUGUCCGGCUGCAGACGGUGGGGAACAUAACCAUAUUUUACAAACCAAAUGUCCUCACAGACCCUUUCUUUGUGGUGGAGACCCUCUGCAUCAUCUGGUUUUCCUUUGAGUUGAUAGUUCGGUUUUUCGCCUGUCCCAGCAAGGCGGCGUUCUUUAAAAACAUGAUGAACUCUAUUGAUAUCGUGGCUAUAAUCCCGUACUUCAUCACGCUUGGAACAGAGCUGGCUGACGACCAAGACAACAAGGAGGGGAAGGGAGGAGGGGAACAGGCCACAUCUCUGGCUAUUCUCAGGGUAAUCCGCCUGGUGAGGGUGUUCAGGAUCUUUAAACUGUCCCGACAUUCGAAGGGGCUCCAGAUUCUCGGGCAAACUCUAAAGGCGAGCAUGCGGGAGCUGGGCUUGCUCAUUUUCUUCCUCUUCAUCGGCGUGAUCUUGUUCUCCAGCGCAGUCUACUUCGCCGAGGCCGAGGAGAAGGAGUCGUUCUUCACCAGCAUCCCGGAUGCUUUCUGGUGGGCCGUGGUGUCCAUGACGACCGUCGGCUACGGGGACAUGUACCCCGUGACCAUCGGAGGGAAGAUCGUAGGCUCAUUGUGCGCCAUCGCCGGAGUGUUAACCAUCGCGCUCCCAGUUCCCGUCAUCGUGUCCAAUUUCAACUACUUCUACCACCGGGAGACGGAGGGCGAGGAGCAGGCCCAGCUGCUCAAUGUCAGCAACCAGAACUUGGCGUCGGACACCAACUCAAGCCGCCGCAGCUCCUCGGUGGUCAGCAAGUCGGAGUACAUGGAGAUAGACGAGGACAUGAACAACAGCAUCGAUAACUUUAGGGAAGCGAACCUUAGGACUGCAAACUGCACGGCGCCCAGCCAGAACUGUGUGAACAAGGGGAAGCUGCUCACCGACGUGUGA
Chelmon rostratus (copperband butterflyfish) is the source of this 1491-nucleotide messenger RNA. It is a transcript of the gene kcna1b, whose product is annotated as potassium voltage-gated channel, shaker-related subfamily, member 1b. The transcript has a single exon. Bases 1 to 1491 code for a protein of 496 amino acids. Gene Ontology annotation, biological process: protein homooligomerization; potassium ion transmembrane transport. Lineage: Eukaryota; Metazoa; Chordata; Actinopteri; Chaetodontiformes; Chaetodontidae. The record is from RefSeq and is a predicted model, not a curated record. Gene Ontology annotation, cellular component: voltage-gated potassium channel complex; juxtaparanode region of axon; dendrite. Gene Ontology annotation, molecular function: delayed rectifier potassium channel activity; protein binding.